Petromyzon marinus (sea lamprey) is the source of this 3367-nucleotide messenger RNA. The record is from RefSeq and is a predicted model, not a curated record. NCBI's taxonomy places the organism in Eukaryota, Metazoa, Chordata, Hyperoartia, Petromyzontiformes, Petromyzontidae.
AUUUACACCCACGUGACUCUAUAGAGAUUUCUGAGCAGGGCGAGCGAGCGACUGUGAUUGGCCGAUCUCCGCGCAUGCGCACUGACGACAGUUCGCCCCCCCCCCCUUGCACUCCCCCCGCGGCGUCGCCGUUGCCGUGGCGACCCCGCGCAUGCGCAGUGCGCGCCCAACCGCCGCCACUGUACGCGAGGCAGCUGCAGAUGGCGGUGCGGUGGUGCGGUGCCGCUGUGGCGCCGGCGUCCGCCCAGCAAGCCGCCCGGCAAGCCGCCCGGAGCCGCUCGGAGCGCGUGGAGGGCGUGGAGCGUGAGCGGCGUGUGGAGCGUGUGGAGCAUGAGGAGCGUGUGGAGCGUGAGCGGCGUGUGGAGCGUGUGGAGCGUGUGGAGCGUGAGCGGCGGCAGUGGGGGCAGCAUGCAGGGGAGUUGCGCUACCUGGAGCUGCGCUCAGCUGCACAGGCUCGCUGGGGGCUGGCGGCGGAGGUGAACCCCCGGUCACCGCCGCCGCCGCCGCGACCUCCUCGCUCGCGCUCCCUGAGCCGUCGCCGCGCCGCCCUGGCCCAGCUGCUGAGCCGCGAGGGGGCGGAGCUGGAGGCGGAGCUGGGGGCGGGGCCGGGGGCGGGGCCGGGGGCGGAGCUUGCGCGGCGGAGGCGCGGGGGGACGGAGGGCUCCUGGAAGGCGGCGGCCGCGGAGACGGCGCGGAAGCUGAAGGAGGCUCGCGAAGAACGGAGACGCAAGGUCGCUGCUGAGCUGCUGGAGGAGCACUGGAGGCGGGGAAAUCAUGAGAUACGGAAGGCCGAGUCGGAGUGCAUGGGGCGCCAGGUGGUAGCCAGCUGGGCCACUCAGCUGCAGGAGAAGGAGGAGCGUGAGGCGAGCGAGCGCCGUGCCCGUGAGGAGGAGGCUGCUGCACUGGCGCUGCAGCACGAGGAGGAGGAGCGCCGGCAGAGCCGGGAGCACCGGGCCCAGCGCCAGCGGAGGGAGCGGCACGCCCAGGAGCUCCUCCGCCAGGCGGAGGAGCUGCACCAGCGGGAGCGGCAGGGCCAGGAGCUGGAGAUGGAGUGGGCCCGGCUGGUGCAGCAGAAAGCGGCGCUGGAGGAGCUGGAGGAGCAGCGCAGAGAGAACCAGCGGAGGAGGGAGAGGCAGCAGCACGGGCAUUUCCUAGCAAGCCAAUACAAGGCCCAGAUGAGGAGGAGAACGCAGCAGAAACAGCAGGAGCUGGAGGAGCAGCAGGAGGUGCUGGUGGCGCUGGCUCUGGAGCAGCAGGAGGAGCUGGUGCAGCGCUCGGAGCACCGGGACAGCGCCCGGCGGGAGCUGGAGCUGGCGCAGCGCUCGCUGGCACAGCGGUUGGAGGAGGAGCGCCGGCACGAGGAGCUCAUAGACUCAUACUACCGUGAGGAGGCUCGCCGCGUGUGGGAGCAGCGUGAGGAUGAGUGGCAGCGUGAGCAGCGAGCUCGCGACAAGCUCACACAGCAGGUGCUCCAGGCGCGUCGUGAGCAGGUGGAGGAGCGCCGUGAGUCGUUGCUGGCUCAGCGAGAGUCCUGCCUGGCACAGCGGCGGCUGUUGCUGCUGUCGCUGGAGCGACAGCAGCAGGAGGAGCGGCACAGCGAGCGGGAGGAGAGCCACAAGCGGCGCUCCGCCUGGACCACUGAGCUCUCCAAUCAGGUGCUGGAGAAGCAGCGGCUGGAGGCAUCGCGGCUCCAGCUGGAGGCCGCUCAGCAGAGCGGCGAGCGGGAGCGGCGACGCCAGGAGCAGCGGCUGACCCAGCGGCACCUCGACACCCUGGAGCGGAGCACCACCACUCCACGUUCGUUCCUUCGUCCAAGGAGCGCCUGGACCUGACGGGAUGCUGGCACUGGGAUUUACAGAAUUCCCAACCCUCAUCCUGACAUUCCCAUCUCUCGUCCCAAAAUUCCCAACUCUCACACCAGAAUUCCUGAAUCUCACCCCAGAAUUCCCAACUCCCAUCCCAGAAUUCCCAACUCACAUCCCGGAAUUCCCAACUCCCAUCCCAGAAAUCCCAACUCCCACACCAGAAUUCCUCAACUCUCACACCAGAAUUCCCAACUCCCAUCUCAGAAAUCCCAACUCUCACACCAGAAUUCCAAACUCUGAUCCAAGAUUACCAGAAUUCCCAACUCCGACACCAAAUUCCCAACUCCCAUCCCAGAAUUCCCAACUCCGACACCAAAAUUCCCAACUCCCAUCCCAGAAUUCCCAACUCCCAUCCCAGAAAUCCCCAACUCCGACACCAGAAUUCCCAACUCUGAUCCAAGAUUAUCAGAAUUCCCAACUCCCAUCCCAGAAUUCCCAACUCCCACACCAGAAUUCCUCAACUCCCAUCUCAGAAAUCCCAACUCUCACACCAGAAUUCCCAACUCUGAUCCAAGAUUAUCAGAAUUCCCAACUCCGACACCAGAAUUCCCAACUCUCAUCCCAGAAUUCCCAACUCCCAUCCCAGAAAUCCCAAUUCCCACACCAGAAUUCCCAACUCUGAUCCAAGAAUUCCCAACUCCCAUCCCAGAAUUCCCAACUCCCAUCCCAGAAUUCCUAACUCCCAUCCCAGAAUUCCCAACUCACAUCCCAGAAUUCCCAACUCCCACACCAGAAAUCCCCAACUCUCACACCAGAAUUCCCAACUCUGAUCCAAGAAUUCCCAACUCUGAUCCCAUAAUUCCCAACUCCCAUCCCAGAAAUCCCAACUCCCAUCCCAGAAAUCCCAACUCUCACACCAGAAUUCCCAACUCUGAUCCAAGAAUUCCCAACUCCCAUCCCAGAAUUCCCAACUCCCAUCCCAGAAUUCCCAACUCACAUCCCAGAAUUCCCAACUCCCACACCAGAAAUCCCCAACUCUCACACCAGAAUUCCCAACUCUGAUCCAAGAAUUCCCAACUCUGAUCACAGAAUUCCCAACUCCCAUCCCAGAAUUCCCAACUCCCAUCCCAGAAAUCCCAACUCCCAUCCCAGAAAUCCCAACUCUCACACCAGAAUUCCCAACUCUGAUCCAAGAAUUCCCAACUCCCAUCCCAGAAUUCCCAACUCCCAUCCCAGAAUUCCUAACUCCCAUCCCAGAAUUCCCAACUCACAUCCCAGAAUUCCCAACUCCCACACCAGAAAUCCCCAACUCUCACACCAGAAUUCCCAACUCUGAUCCAAGAAUUCCCAACUCUGAUCCCAGAAUUCCCAACUCCCAUCCCAGAAAUCCCAACUCCCAUCCCAGAAAUCCCAACUCUCACACCAGAAUUCCCAACUCUGAUCCAAGAAUUCCCAACUGUCAUCGUGACCGUGCGUGAUUGUUUGUGUUUGUUGUUGUGUUUGUUGUUGUGUGUUUUGUUUUGGUGAGGUUCGUUAAUUUAUAAAGUGCCUGAUUAUGGUUA